AUCCAUGUUGUUGACUAGCCAAUUAGAAUUCAGUAUGCGUAAAUCGUGGACUACCUGUUUUGUGACAAGAAAGAGAAAGCUGGGUCGGGGUAUAACAACGGACAAGAUGGCGGACAAAAAGUACACAGAUAAACUGGAGAACAAUGAGUGCGACAAGCCUUAUUUAGCUGAACAAUAUUCAUAUGAUCAGCAAGACUUUGUUCUAACAUGCAACUCAUGGAGCGUAGGAGCCAAUAACUUUCAGCUUUCCAAAUUUGAUCAAACAUUAAGGUCCAAAUGGAACAAUGCCAUGGCAAGUGGUUGUUUCAGGUACACAUUAGAUGACCUCCAGACUAAAUUACUACCUGGAAAAUUCAAGGUUAUUCUUCAGUUAAAUGAGAAAAGGUUUGCUGAUCGUAGAAAACCCCAACAAAUGACCAGUGUUGCACAACCAUUUGAUGAAUCCAAGUUUAAUUUCACUAAAGUAUUUGAUAAUGAAAUUUUAUUUGAGAUGUGCCCAUUACACCGAUCUUUUUUUKCUUCUAACCUCAUGAUAAUCAAUUAUUUCAGGGGAUUUCGGAUUGGGUUCAACAGUCUUUGUGCUUUAGCAUCUGUUAAUCACCUUCAUUUCCACGUAUGGUACAUCAAUUAUCAAACUCUCUUAGAGACAAUUCCAAUUCAACCAAUAUCGUUAGAAUGUCAAGAGAUCUUCGAAGUUUGUGACUAUCCAGCUGGAGUACUUGUCCUUCUUUUGAGAGAGUCAUCGAAAGUUCCGUAUUUAGCCAGGAAMAUUCACAAGAUAACRACAUACUUAACGCAAAAAAACAUUGCACAUAAUGUCCUGAUAAUACGAGGAGAAGAUGCCCAGCCUUCAAGUGGUUGUGUUCGAGUGUUUAUCUGGCCAAGGCAAUCUGUACUUGCAAAAGAGGUCUACGAUUCAUUCACUGAAAAAGACUUUUGUGACGAAUUAACAAGAGCUUCUUUACGAAAGSAACAGAUUGACGAAUUGAAACGUUUCAUUGCUAAUAACGAUGGUGGYUAGCACAUAACUAAAUAUAUGAUAUUAUUAUCAAUCAUUAUUACUUAUUGGUGAAUAAUCUUUGUUUUUAGUUGCAUUCCUCCUUUUUUGUUGUUUUGUACCAUCGUGAUCAUCAUCAUCAACAGGCGGUUAUUUAACAAAUAAACUAGACGAUCGAAUCGAUCGUGACGUCGGGCUACGAUCAUGUUUAACACUUAUGUAGGCCCUAAUAAGUGAUACAUGUAUACUCACAGCAAGCCGUUACCUUUUUCGUAUUCAAAAUAUUUGUUGAUGUUAUAUACCAUACAUCAAUUACAUAUCCYAUCGMAAGUUAAUAUAAGUUAUUUAUUASAUCAUAAUUUUUUACAGAACUGAACUCUAAGUAAAUUCUUUAGAUAUCAUGUCUUUCUCAGUUUUCCAAAAUAACUAGCUCGAAAAUACGCUCUAAGAGCGACUAUAAUAUUCAAUGCAAGAUAUCUGAAAGGUCAUAUAAACCAUAGAAACGGUACAGUCUUUGCAGUUUUGUCAGUAUCGUAUAACUUUGAAAAUUAUUUUGAUCGUUUGAAUCAUGUAAGAUCUUGUGUUUCUGUUCUUUUUAUUUGGUGUUUUCUUGUAUUUGUAAUUUAUAAUUUUACAUCUUCUGUUCUGUGCCAUCAUCAAACAGGUGUACCUGACAGUUUAUAUUUUUGGAUAUUUGUCUAAGUUUUUCAAGUUAAAACAAUCAGCAAAACAAAUUUUAAUAAAGAAUUAAAAUGCUUCAUACACAAUAUAGAUUUUGUACAGAGUUCAGUAAGCACGUACACGUGCAGUUUUCAAGUUCAAACACAUCGUCAGCUUAGAAAAUGGCAUCAAUAUUUUUCAGAUGAGGUUUGAUAUGUUUUAGUCCAUCGAAUAAUUAUUCUUCUGUCAAAGUAUCAACCUUAAAUAUCCAUGUGAUUUCUUAUUUUUUGAAGAUUUUGUGAUUGACAUCGAGCACUUGUUGUGGCGACGUAGUGUUCUUCGUGUCGGCGGUAGAAAAUGCCCAGUCAUUUCUGCAC
This is a messenger RNA of Exaiptasia diaphana, 2034 nucleotides long. Its product is annotated as GDP-D-glucose phosphorylase 1. The record is from RefSeq and is a predicted model, not a curated record. Gene Ontology annotation, biological process: glucose metabolic process. Gene Ontology annotation, cellular component: cytoplasm. Gene Ontology annotation, molecular function: GDP-D-glucose phosphorylase activity. Bases 5 to 1021 code for a protein of 338 amino acids. The transcript is spliced from 8 exons. Lineage: Eukaryota; Metazoa; Cnidaria; Anthozoa; Actiniaria; Aiptasiidae.